This is a messenger RNA of Anarrhichthys ocellatus (wolf-eel), 737 nucleotides long. It is a transcript of the gene map2k7, whose product is annotated as mitogen-activated protein kinase kinase 7. Bases 96 to 698 code for a protein of 200 amino acids. Gene Ontology annotation, molecular function: ATP binding; protein kinase activity. Gene Ontology annotation, biological process: protein phosphorylation. Lineage: Eukaryota; Metazoa; Chordata; Actinopteri; Perciformes; Anarhichadidae. The record is from RefSeq and is a predicted model, not a curated record. The transcript has 4 exons.
AAAAAAAAAAGGUGAUAAAGCACAAGUAAUAACACAUGAUCACCUUUUGGUGCACAACAGCUUUAAACCAAUAAAAUGGUGGAGUCAGUGAAUGCAUGAUUACACAUCAUCUUGCACCUUCUGGCAUGCUGGCCUCGGGCGAAAAACGUAAUGUGCCAUUCGUUCUGUUCUCUUCUCUGUUUCUAAUGUGUCAUGUCCUUCCCCCCCCCCCCCCAGCCCUCCAGCUGCCACUGGCCAACGAUGGGGGCAGCCGAUCAUCGUCUUCAGAGAGCUCUCCUCAGCACCAUCCCUACCCCAGCCGCCCGCGACACAUGCUCACCCUGCCCACGCCUCCGUACGGCCUGCAGAAGAGCUUAGAGAAUGCAGAGAUCGACCAAAAACUGCAGGAGAUCAUGAAACAGACGGGUUACCUGAAGAUCGACGGUCAGCGGUAUCCAGCGGAGGUGACGGACCUGAUCAGCGAGGGGGAGAUCGGCAGCGGGACCUGUGGACAGGUCUUCAAAGUGCGAUUCAAGAAGACCGGCCAUGUCAUCGCUGUCAAACAAAUGCGUCGCACAGGAAACAAGGAUGAGAACAAGAGGAUCCUGAUGGACCUGGAUGUGGUGCUGAAGAGUCAUGACUGCCCGUACAUCAUCCAGUGCUAUGGAGCCAUAGUUACCAGCGUGGGUGUCUCCAAAAUACAUACACAGGCACCUUAAACAAACCUUAAACAAACUGCUAAAAGCUGUGUGUGUGUG